This is a messenger RNA of Rubroshorea leprosula, 1021 nucleotides long. NCBI's taxonomy places the organism in Eukaryota, Viridiplantae, Streptophyta, Magnoliopsida, Malvales, Dipterocarpaceae. The record is from the annotation of a GenBank genome assembly.
CAUUUCUCAGCCAACUUUAUUUGCUCAACACUUCCCCGGUGAACUACAGAGGAUCACCAAUUCAGGGACAAUAUAACGGUAUGUAUACUGAAUACACUAGUAAUUCAUGGAAACAAAAUCAACCCAGUGGCGUAUGUCAGAUAUUGUGUCUUUGAGAAGCUUGCAAACUUUCAUUCCUGCAUGGCUAGUGAGUAAUGACACUUUUCCUGGGUUUCUAGACUUCAUAAAUGGUGCUGCCAUUUUUGGGUUUUUGGAAGAACCGAGAUACAUAGGUGUUAAAGUAUUGAUCUACUGUAUCGGAACUUGGCAAAUGUUGGUGGGUUUUCUUGAAAUUUAGUCCUUGCAAUGCUCAAAAUAUUCGCUGGAAGGAAGACUUCAAGAAAAUUUUCUUCCUUUAACCAUGAUUUAAUAAAGGCUAGCAAUUCCCCUCUUACUCUUUAGUUGAUCAUUUGUUUUUCAUAUUAUUUUUCGUUUCUUUUAGCAUGCUUCGGAUUCAGCAGAUCAUAGGAUACAUGUUUAAGCUUCGUAACUAAAGAAUUGAUCACAGGGGAAACACAUAAUGAGAAGUGAAGAGCCUAAAGAACCAUUGAAAUGGGUUGACUGGAAAGCUAUUGGCAGUGAAUGGCAGAAGGAUCCUAGUGCCAGUGGCAAAACAGUUGUACAGAAUCGGCUUCCUAGUAAGAUUAGGCAAAUUCCUGACUGUUAUUUCCUUCCAAGGAGGUCUCUACCCUCCGCUAUUGCUUUCUAUGGAGCAUGUAUUGCUGCUGGAAUUGGUUCUGGGAUGCUGGUGGAGGCUUGGAUAGAGAAGAAAAUCAAAGAGGACGGAGGUGUAAUAUGGGAGUUUGACAAAUAGAAACACAUAACAACAUGAAGGAGAACUCACCAGACUCAGCUUAUGUUUCUCCUUUUGUUAGAAUUUGUACUAUUUUGUACUUGUCGAAGCUUGUCAGUUUAUCUCUCUCUGCUCUGCCAGUAGCGUUGUUACGUUGCAAUUCUAAAGGACACGCAGUUUUCAGUGUUC